AUGGAGACAGCAGAUUUUAAGAGAGCAGCAAACAAAGGUAUCGAACCACAACAUGAGAACAGCGACAUUGCUUCUUUAUCGACGCUAGGGAUGAGAAUAAGGAAAUCGGUCGCAGAUGGUUAUAACGUACCAUCUAACAAGUAUAAUGGAUAUAAUGCAUAUGACCGUAUGGGAUAUACUAGUCAUGGAGAAUAUGGGAGAGUUGAACCCAAGGCCAUUGGAAUAUUCGGGGGUAACCAGGAUGGAAGCAAUAUAGAUUAUGAACCGGCCAGAGUCCCAUUACCUACCCAUAUGAGUCAACCACCGGCAUUGACUAACGUUGGAUCUACUAUCGGAACAUGUUCGAAUUUGUCUGAAUGGGAAAACAAUUAUGCAAGCCAUGCGCCGGCUAUCAGCACAUUGGGAGUCUUUGACCAGGGCGCAAAGGGAAAGAGAAAGUUCGACGACAUUGAUGAGGAUGCAGUUGCAUACGGCAGCGGUGCUGGUGCUAGUCCUGGUGCGAUCUCCACCAAUACGACCUAUGAUAUGGGUACAGAAUAUUACCGGGCAAAAUAUGGCGAGUUAAAGUUCGACGAAGACUUCUAA
Messenger RNA from Debaryomyces hansenii CBS767, 585 nucleotides. RefSeq lists its product as uncharacterized. The transcript has a single exon. The record is from RefSeq and is a predicted model, not a curated record. Lineage: Eukaryota; Fungi; Ascomycota; Pichiomycetes; Serinales; Debaryomycetaceae. The coding region runs from base 1 to 585 and encodes 194 amino acids.